AUGAGUGUUUUUAGUGAUUUUCAAAGACUUUGGCAAGAAAAAUUUCCUGGCUCAGAUCUAUCUUCAGCAUGGAUUGAGGAUGUACAAUUAAGUUUGACUAGACAUAAGGAGAAAAUUUUGGAAUUAACAAAGGAACUAGAGCAAGAGACACUCUAUGUUGAAUAUUUAGAAAGACUUCUUAAUGAAGUCGAAAAGUAUCGAGAUAAUGGAAGUAAUCCAGCAUUGAUUUUUGAUGCAGCUACACCCACUAUUAACACAUCGAAUCGUGUAUCGAUGAAUGAAAAAAAUGGCCCCACGACAGACAACAAAGACACAGAAGAACAGCAGCAGCAGCAGAACCAAUUAAUUCGUGCUGCCUCGACACCUGCCACAGUAGAUAAUGAUGAAGAAGAGGAAGUUCGGAAAAAGGAAACGGAUGAGGUACAAUUAAGAAGGGACGGUGCACUCAAUCAAUUUAUCAACGAAUUAUCGUCCAACAUUCAUGGUCGACGAUAUAGUGAGGCACCGAGCACACAAACUGAUAAGCAGAAACAAGAGAAAGAUAGUCAUAAUGAACAUAAUAUAGUGGAGUCGAAUAGUAAUGACAGUAAUGAUGUAAUAAAAACAGAACAAAACAGCACAAUUGAAACAAUUGAUAAAGUCAGUGAUAAUUCGGUUGCCGUCGAGAGUGAACGUAAAAAGUCCGAUUUAUUAGCACAGCCGAGUCAUUUUGUCACUGUAAUUGAGGUAAAAGAGCUCGUGAGUGCUCAACCAGAAACCACAAGCUCUAGUUCCUCUAAAACAACUGUAACAACGACAACAUCCUCAUUUAAGGCCAUUCGUAGUGGUUAUGAAAAUGUGAUUAUUGAGAAUAAUAAAAGAAAUUCAAAUCUGAUAAACGAAAUGGAUCGUAACUCAAAUACCACAAGUUUUAACAGCAUGCGACCAUCACCACCAUCUAUAGCACUACUGCAGGACUCGAAAAAGAAAAUUCCACCUAGACCACCACCAAAGUUUCCAAGACGUGGAGCACCUGUUGAGCCACCAACCGUUCCGAUUCUUAGCUCAUCGCCUGGUCGAAAAGACUCUGAUAGCAGUCCAUCGAGUUCACUCGAACGUAACGUUAAGCCAUCGGAGAUAUUUCGACAAAAAUCGUCCGAUUCAUUAGACAUAAAAAGUAAAAAAGACAUAACAAAAUUUUCCAAGUCAUCUGAUCUAAUAACAGAUGAGUUUGGUAAGAAAUUGGCAAAAUCAGAAAGUCUCAAGUCGACACAAAGUUCGAGUGGAUCAUUGGGAAGUCGUGAUACAAAAUCAACAGCAUCGUUGAUGGGAAGUUUAGAGAAGAUUAAUCGUGGAGGUGGAAAUAGCGUAGGCUCAAAGGAAUCCCUUCACUCUGGUCUCACGAGUGGCGUGGCCUCGACAAAAAUUAAAAGCUUUGAAUCGAUUUCCUCACUUAGUUCCGAAAGUAAUCAAAUAAGUCAAAAUAUUGAGAAUGAACCGUACUAUGAUUCAGUUCCAAUUGAGGCAAAUGAUUCAGAAUUUCCAAUAUACGUAGCAAAUGCUUCAAAUGCGACAAAAACAAACACGAUGAAUAGUACGGGAACAACGGGAUCAUCAUCUAGUGCUGGUAGCACAUUACCGAUGAGUAAACAUCAUCUGAAUAGUCAAACGAGUGUAAUUGAGCCAGAAUCGCCGGGCAGAAACUCAAAUUAUGUCAAUAUUGAUUACUUCCUUCACAGUCAAAAUAAUAAAGAUCCUCGAAAUAGUUCAAUUGAUAGUGAUGGAGAAUUGGAUAUAAAUUCACCACCACUGUUACGUGCAAUAUCAGAUGAAGGAACGCCGGCACCAGAUCGAAGAAUUUCAAGUGGCACUCGCGGUACGAUAAUAAAUCAAAUCAUUUCGAGUAUUAUUACCAGUGAAACAUUGUAUGUUGAAUGCUUGAAUAAGAUGACACAGUACAUGAAAGCAAUUCGUGCUACAUUGACGACAUCACAGCCUGUCAUUUUGGAUGAGGACUUUCAGACUGUUUUCUUUAAAAUUGAAGAACUCAACACGUUGCACAGUAAAUUUUUAUUUGAUUUAAAAGCCAAACCAAAACCUGACAGUGACAUACAGAUUGGAGAUUUAUUUAAAAGUCUUGCUGAUAAUAUUCAGGUGUAUUGUGCGUUCUUGCAUAAUUAUGGACGGGCCGUAGAUACGGUGAAAAAAUGUAGUCUUAGCAAUCCACAAUUCAAGGAAAUUGUAUCAAAUAUCAUUCUUAAUUCAACGAAUGAACAGUCAUUAACGUUAGAAGAUUUACUACAUAAGCCUGUAGCGAGAGUUCAAAAAAAUGCAUUAGUAUUACAAGAUCUUUUACAGCACACACCAGAAUCUCAUCCUGACUAUCAGCCACUCAGGCAAGCUCACAAGAUUACAAGGAACUUUCUUUCCGAAUUUAACGUCAUCCAAACGAAGAGCUUCUCAACGACCGACGACAAAGCACUCCGACGCCUCGUGAAGAACUCCUUUAUUGUGGAACUAGCUGAUGGUCAUCGGAAGCUUCGUCACUUGUUUUUAUUUAACGAUGUUAUUGCGUGUGCAAAAUAUAAGCCUUCCGGAAGAGAAAGAUUUGAAUUUGAAUUGAAAUGGUAUAUUCCGCUCAAGGAUAUUUUCAUUGUAUCUGACGAAUCGUCGCCAACAGAGCCUAAGGAGUCAUCGCCAGUAAAUAUUGUGCAGCUGAAAUCUCAAGCAUCGACGGUUCGUGAUCAAAUAAUGAUGGAGGAUCGUGACGACAAAAAGAGCGGAUCAAGAGCCAAUGAUAAGCACAAGAAAAAAUUGGCUGACAUUGAGGCACAACUUGUUCUCGCAUCGCCAAAUUUACUAUUUAAGAUUGGCAAUAAAUCGAGUGGGAAACAAAUGACAUUCUUUUUGUCAUCCGAUUUCGAACGUACACAAUGGACUGAAUCUAUUUUAUCACUCCAAAAAUCAUGUAAUCUUCCAGGCGCAAAUGUUUCCAUUAGUGUUUAUGAACUUUCAGCAUGGAUAUCAGCAUGUCAAAAAAUAAUAAAAACUGAAAUGGGCUCAUAUUUGAUGAGAAAUAGUCGCGAUGAAAGCCUCCUUGUUGGUGAUUUACAUUUUACAGUUCAGGGUCUCGUUGGCCUUGAUCAUCCAGCCGAUCUCUAUGUCUGUAUUGAAAUUGAUUCUUAUGGACAUUACUUUAGGAAGGCAAAAACAAAAAUCAUUUGUCACAAUUCCAAUCCAAUGUGGAAUGAAAGCUUCGUGUUAGAAUUAGAGGGAAGUCAGAAUGUUAGAGUUUUAGUCUAUCAAGAUAGCGACCGACCAAUUUUAAGAGCCAAAUAUGUUCUCGAGCUAAGUCGAAUUUGGCUCAAAGACGUGAGCUUGCACAAGCCUCUAAAAAUGACAGAUGCUCUGACCUUAAACACUUUAAUGAGAUUCAUUCCUGCGGAAGUAUCGUUGAGAAGAGUUCCCACAUCAAAACCAGGCGCUCUUUUUGGUGCAAAGCUACCGACAGUGUUGAAACGAGAAAAACGGGACAUUCCAUUUAUCAUAAGUGCAUCAAUUAGGGAAGUUGAGCGACGAGGCAUGAAUGAAGUGGGAAUUUAUCGAGUUAGUGGCAGUGCCUCUGACUUGCAGAAGUUAAAGAAAUCGUUUGAGUCAAAUGCAUAUGAGGCAGAACAACUGUUGAAGGAAGUCGACAUUCAUUCAGUCACGGGAAUAUUGAAAAGUUACUUAAGGGAGCUUCCAGAAGCUCUAUUUACUGAUUCACACUAUCAAAAGUUUUUUGACACAUUUAAUCAAUUCACGAAUACAAAUGAGACGGCGAGAAUUGAAGCGCUACAGACAAUAUUCAAUGAACUUCCACAGCCAAAUAAAGCAACAAUAGGAUUAAUUUUGGAUCAUUUAAUUAGAAUAAAUCAUCACGAGGCAGAGAACAAAAUGAGUCUUCACAAUCUAGCAAUGGUAUUCGGUCCAACAUUGCUACGUCCAGGACCAUCAACGAUUAAACAAAAGGAUCUUCUUGAAUCAUCGACUGUUGAUGUGAUGGCUCAAGCUGGAAUUCUAUACUGCUUUUUACAGGCCAAAAUGAUUAAACCUUAA
This is a messenger RNA of Chironomus riparius, 4077 nucleotides long. NCBI's taxonomy places the organism in Eukaryota, Metazoa, Arthropoda, Insecta, Diptera, Chironomidae. The record is from the annotation of a GenBank genome assembly.